This is a messenger RNA of Danio rerio (zebrafish), 2134 nucleotides long. Lineage: Eukaryota; Metazoa; Chordata; Actinopteri; Cypriniformes; Danionidae. The record is from RefSeq and is a predicted model, not a curated record.
UGCAAGGUAAAGGUUAAAAAUCUCAUAUCAUUCCAACUUUGAGCUCCACGUUAGCAGUACGAUCUCUGCUUUACACAGCAAAAAUGACUACAGACACAAUGUCUCCAAAGAUCACGGUGGAGCUGCUCCGGCAGCUCCGGCAGGCCAUGAAGAACAGCAAGUACAUCACUGAGCCUAUCCAGGCCUACAUCGUUCCGUCAGGAGACGCACAUCAGAGUGAAUACAUUGCGCCGUGUGACUGUCGGCGGGAGUUCAUCUGUGGAUUCAACGGAUCUGCUGGUACUGCUAUAGUCACAGAACAGCACGCGGCUUUAUGGACCGACGGCCGAUACUUCCUGCAAGCCAGUCAACAGAUGGACAACAACUGGACUCUCAUGAAAAUGGGACUGAAGGAAACGCCAUCGCAGGAGGACUGGCUCAUCAGUGUCCUUCCGGAAAACUCCAAAGUCGGAGUCGAUCCCUGGAUCAUUGCUGCUGAUCAGUGGAAGAACAUGUCAAAGGCUCUGAGUGGUGCGGGCCACUCUUUAGUGGCGGUGCAGGACAAUCUGAUCGACGCCAUCUGGGAGGAUCGACCUUCUCGACCCAGCACCAAACUCACUGCCCUCGCCCUCAAAUACACCGGUUUCACCUGGCAAGAUAAAAUCACGACUCUGAGAGGGAAAAUGUCCGAAAGGAAGAUCUCCUGGUUUGUUGUCACUGCUCUGGAUGAGAUUGCAUGGCUUUUUAACCUGCGCGGGUCAGAUAUCGAGUACAACCCUGUGUUCUUCGCCUACGCCAUCAUCGGCAUGAACAGCAUAAGAUUGUUUGUGGACAGUAAGCGUUUAUCGGACCCUGCGAUUCGGGAGCACCUGGAACUGGACAGUCCGAGCAAACCGGAUCUGAGCGUUCAAUGUUUUCCGUACGAGUCCGUUUAUACAGAGCUGCAGGCGGUUUGUGCAGCGCUGGAGCCCAAAGACAAGAUGUGGAUCUGCGACAAAGCCAGCUGCGCACUUACACAAGCUAUACCUAAAUCCCACAGAUCUGCCAUCCCAUACACACCCUUAUGUCUGGCUAAGGCUGUCAAAAACGCCACCGAGAUCCAGGGCAUGAAGAUGGCACAUAUCAAAGAUGCUGUGGCGCUGUGUGAACUUUUUGCCUGGCUGGAGAAAGAGAUUCCCAAAGGUACGGUUACAGAAAUAUCAGCUGCAGAUAAAGCAGAAGAGUUGCGGAGUCAGCAGAAAGAGUUUGUUGGACUGAGUUUUCCAACCAUUUCUAGUGUGGGGCCAAAUGGUGCCAUAAUACAUUACAGGCCUCUUCCAGAGACCAACAGGACUCUUUCUCUAAAUGAAGUUUAUCUUAUUGAUUCUGGAGCUCAAUACACAGAUGGAACUACAGAUGUGACUCGUACGGUACACUUUGGGACUCCCUCUGAAUAUGAAAAGGAAUGCUUUACAUAUGUCCUAAAAGGACACAUUGCUGUCAGUGCUGCAGUUUUCCCUAAUGGAACUAAAGGUCACCUGUUGGACUCAUUUGCUCGUGCUGCCCUCUGGGACUCUGGGUUGGACUAUCUUCAUGGUACCGGUCAUGGCGUCGGAUGUUUUCUUAAUGUCCACGAGGGUCCGUGUGGCAUCAGCUACAAAACUUUCGCAGAUGAACCUCUGGAGGCUGGAAUGAUUGUCAGCGACGAGCCUGGAUACUAUGAAGAUGGAUCCUUUGGUAUUCGGCUGGAAAAUGUGGUUCUUGUGGUUCCUGCCACAACCAAAUAUAACUACAGAAACAGAGGUAGUCUGACAUUCGAACCCCUCACCUUGGUGCCCAUCCAGCUGAAGAUGAUCAACACAGACCUGCUCACACAGAAAGAGCGUGAUUGGGUAAAUGACUACCACAGGAAAUGCCGGGAGACCAUUGGGGCAGAGCUAGAGCGGCAAGGCCGGAAGGAGGCUCGUGAUUGGCUGAUUCGGGAAACUCAGCCAAUUGUCUAAAAGCAUUACUUACAGAUUAUUUUUGACAUCAUCAUAAGAAUCACCAGUGAUUUCCCCCCUCCCUGGCGUUCUCUCUCAGUCUACUUUUCUGGUGCAUAUUUCACUUUCUGCUUUUUUUGUAAAGCACGCUCUCAGCUGUUUUAUGCUCUAAAUAAAAGCUGUGUGAGAAAAGA